GCCAAGGGUGAGAAGAUGGCGGCGGCGGCGGCGGGCCCUGGCGGCCGGGCCGCGGCUCCGGGGCGGCGCGGCCGGCGGCGGCGGGCGCAGGCCGAGGAGGAGGCGGGGGCCGAGUGCCCGCUGUGCCGGGGGGCGCUGGUGGAGGCGGUGACGCCGCCCUGCCGCCACUCGCUCUGCCGCGCCUGCUUCCAGCGCUGCCUGCAGGGUCCGGGCCUCUGCUGCCCGCUCUGCCGCAGCCGCCUCUCCACCUGGGCCCGCCGGCAGCAGAGCGGGGCCGCCGCCGCGGGAGGAGGCGCGGAGCAGCGAGCGCCGGACGAAGACUUUAUAUUCAGAGCACCCAUCAAAUUAAGCAAACCGGGGGAACUGCGUGAGGAAUAUGAAAGCCAGCUGAGGAAGUUGAGGGAAGAAAAAUUACAAGAGGAAAAAACGUCUGAGGAUCUGAUCCACAAGCUAAUUCUAGAAGACAUGGAAGGGGGAAAAAGAAAAAUGGAAGAACAGCAAAAAAAAGAUGAACCACUAAUGCUUAAAAUGAAUCAAGAAUGUUUUCCAGAACGCCUCUCGGAUUCAGAGAAUGAAGAACCAUUCCGGAGCAAACACACACAUCGGUCGGCUUUUGUCUCCAAAGGCAGCGCCUAUUCUUUCACCUUUCUGACAGGGAACCUAACCUCCAAACUGGAAAGGAGUCAGAGUUGCAGUGACACCAUUCAAGAUCGAUCAAAGAGCAGGCAGAGAUCAGCCCCAGCCAACAGAACAAAGGUUCCAUCAGUGACCAGUGCGUCAACUCCCAUUGUUGGAGUUUUGUCAUCCACCCAAAACAAUCGCUGUCUCUCUGCCCCAGAUUUGACAGCAGAGAAGCGUCUGGUUUUCAACUCUGUUUCGUCACUCUCCAUUCUGCACAAGCCGGAGCGAUCCAUCAGCCCUGAGAGCAAUGACAGUAUCUCAGAAGAGCUAAAUCAUUUCAAACCUAUUGUCUGCUCACCAUGCACUCCUCCCAAGAGGCUUCCUGACGGCAAAGUCUUGAGUCCUUUGAUUAUAAAGUCUACUCCAAGGAACCUCAACCGAAGCCUGCAGAAACCAACCACCUAUGAAGCUAGUCCCAGAAUCCUGAAAAAAUGGGAGCAAAUAUUUCAGGAGCGCCAGAUUAAAAAGACUCUCUGUAAAGCUACCCUUACAUCUCUGGCUUCAGAGACUGGAGAGGACUUUCUGGUUCCUGACAUUGCUAACUCCAAUAAAGAGCAGCCACGAAUGUUAAAUGAUCAAAUUCCACCUGGUUCUGCGGCACACACAAACACAGAGUUAGAUUAUUGCCCUUCAAUCAGUGAAGUGAAGCUCGAAAGGACUGGUAACAAGAAAAACUGUUCACAGGCCUUAACAAUGGAUGGCAGUUUCUCUGAACUAGAUACAAGGUCAAAUGGAACCUCUCUGAACACUCAAAUUUCAGAUGUGUCUGAAGUAAAAACAAAUUCAUAUCUGGACAAAUCUGGUCAUUAUUUUUGCCCCAAUGCUAAGACAAGAAGAAUAAUUGGAGUCAACCCAGCGCUGCCAGGGAACAGUAUGCUAGGAGUUUCUGUCAAGACAGCAGGAAAAAAGCAGCUGAAAUACCUGAACAAUAGUGAAUUGAUCAACGUACAAAAUGGUACCUGCAAUUCUGUUGAAAACGUUAUUGGUGAACAGCCCCCUUCACUGAGACGAGGACGAAAGAGACACUGUAAAACAAAGCACUUGGAACAGAAUGGUUCGGUUAAAAGACUGAGGCAGACAGCUGGUGAGAUGGGCUUGGCCACAGCUGAUUCUUUAGUGAGGGAGAUGGAACAGAAGCUGCAGCAGGAGGAGGAAGACAGGAGGCUGGCCUUACAACUGCAGCGAAUUUUUGACAGUGAAAACAGGACAAUGGAUAGGCGGAAAGGAAGAGUAGAUCAAUAUCUCUUGCGGUCAAAGAGCACUACAGGUGCAAAGUAGCACUUAGGAACAAUGUUGCCUUUUGUAGAGGACAUGAGGUUUAUCAAAAUAUCCUAUAGGAGGAACUAUUUUCUUGUCAUACUACCACCCACAAAUUUUUUUUUUCUUUUUGAUGGUAAGACAUUUUAGAUCCAGUUCACACUGAAGCCAGGGUCCUUGCAGGUUAAAAACAAAAAUUCACCUGUCCCGUUUUGUCCAUCGCUCUGAAAGACAACUGAUCCUCACCAUGUAUAUGCUGAAAUGUACUUAAACAUAGUAGGUGACAUUUCUGAGUUAAAUGCUGAUGGUGACCAUCUUACUAAGGCAAUGGGAUACUAAGAGUAUAUGAGCUCAAUGAUAAGGACCUUGUCAAUCCACUGUCCAGCCUGCUGCAUCAUGUCAGGCAGAAAUUAGCGAUUGAAAACACAUUUAUGUAAAUCAUCCAGACUGUUUCUCUCCAACACCCCAAUCCUGUGCCUGUUUCACUCUCUCCCUUAUGUUGCAGCCAGAUACUGUGAAUGGAUCGUAAGUUAUAACAUAGUGAUGUAAACUCCCUGGUUUGUGAUAACCUUGUAACAAUGGGACCCCUUAAGAAAGAGGCUAUGAGCCAUGCUUUCUCCUUUAUGUCCUAAGGAGCAAAUGGAGACAUCCAUAGUGGAUAUGAUUCAGUAACACCUUCCAGGGGCACAACAAAUGAAAUACAUUAGACAACGCAGAUCAGAGGUUAUUGUAAUGAGACCAAAUGAAAUGUAGGAAACCUGCAAACCAAGGAUUUUAUGGAAAAUGCAUUGUUGAAGACUAGUUAAUCGAUGUUGGUAAUUAUCGCAGAAAACUUAGCUAUAAAGAAAAGGUAAAGUGAAUACUUCCAACCCACUCUCUUGGGAUGGCACGAAGGUGAAACCAACCAGUCAAUGUGGUUUUGCUUAUCUUGGACAUUUAGGAAGAGAAGCAUCAGGAAGGAAGGAAGCCACCCAAAUGAAUCCGUUUGACAGUGGCAGCAUGGGAGCCCCGUGUACUGCUCAUUCCCUAGGUAUAAACCGGCCACGGUUGGGUUGGGGAAUGUGUGCACUUGCAGUUGUAGUAUUACUUAGCACUUAGUGGACUAUUUACCCAGAGGUUUCAAAGCAUUUGGUAGCAGCAAGUGGCCUUUAUCUUCACUUUAGAGAUGUAGAAACUGAGGCACAAAAGUUACAAUUUUCAAAACAGCUGCUAAUUUUGGGCUCCUCCCAUUCCAGUUGAAGUAAUUGGGAGCUGGGGGUGCUCGGCCCUUUUAAAAUUCUUGGUCCUAGAUCUCCCAAACGAGGCUCUCCAAAACAGUGGCAUCCAGUUAGUUGACACUUCAGCCUAUCAGCUGGCCCAGGGUCAGUGGUAGAGUUGGGAAUAGAACCCAGGACUCUUGACUAGCCCAGGACCCUAUCCAGUGGAGAGCGUGUUCUCCACCCCACAUGCAGCAAUCACCAUGUGAAGCCCUUUCCAAGUGGGAAUUCCCACAAGGCUUUCACCGUUGAGCUUAAUGCCACAGUCUGGCCCAAAUCACACUGAUGCUUUAAGCAGCCUGACAAAGUCUGUCUGUCUGCCUGCGGUGUGGAGGGUGUUCGAUUUUCUCUCUUGGACCAAUUGCAAGGAAUAUAGAUCAAUGCAUUAGGUAAGGUAAAUGACCAUGCUGCCUGUUAAUGGGUGCCCUUCCUUCCCAAAGAACCUCUGCUUUUCUCCCUUUCACCUCAGGCAUGUCCUUGCAAUUGUUUCACCGAGUGAAAUAACUUUCUCGAUUACCACCAGUAAUGGGCUCAGAAAUGUCACUCUUUGAAUCUUGAAUUUCGGACCUAGAUGAUGGAUCUUCUGUUCUGUCAGUGGAAUUUUUUUCCCCUUUCAGAAACGUGAGUCUGCCAGUUUAAUAUCUUGUUGCUCCUUAUGCCAGGUGACGCUGGCAUUUUAAAGAGCUACCUGAAACACGCUGCACCAGCAGUACACCAAGCAGCUGGCAAACCUUGCAGCUGAGCUGUGCAGUGCUGGGAGGUUCUGCUAAUGCAGCAUAUAAGAAGCUGAUGUAAAAGGAUUUUAAUAGUUCAUCUGUUUCUGCUGUGUCUUUUGCUCUCUCCUUCCAUCUUAAAUGAUGAGGAAUGGCUUGCCUUCCUGGCAACAAAGGAAUUGGUUUCGUCUCCGGCUUGCCACUUAUUCAUAUAACUACAAGGACCCUGAAGCUUUUUACUGCUUUAAACUGGAUUUAUUUUUAAAAAAAAAAUCUUAUAUUUUAAUGGAUAAAAUUUAUAUAUUUUAAAUACUAUAUUUCAACAGAUUGACACUUUCAUUUUGAGAAAUCUUGUAGUAAUGAUGACAUAAUAUAUAUCUCAUAUUAACACACACAAACUACUGGCUAUUCAACUAAUAUGUGAAGCCAGGAAGUUGAUGCUGGUUUUCUGAACUCUCUUAGACUGGACUGCUGUGCCUAACUCUUGUAGCUCAUGGGUUGUGUAUUAUUGUAUCCUCUUUGGAGAGGAAAUUCUGCCCUUAGUUACACACUUGCAACCUCUCUGGGCCAAAUGCACAGCUGAUUUUAAGCUGAUACGACUCCAGUGACUUGACCUGCAUUACACUCACUUAAGCCAGCAGUGAAUUUGAAGGAAACUUGAUUGAAGUCAGUGGGUUUGCAUGGGUCAGAGCUACUGAUGGUCAAAUUUGGUCUCAUCAGUACUCACGAACAGCAGAGUACAUUAAGGAUGGAACAACAAUCUUUAAUCCUGAAUUUCCUUUAUUUUUGUUCUGAGCAAAAGCUUUUUUACACUAUCCAAGUGUAUUCAUUAUUUUUUUCCUAGUCUCUCUUUCAACAACCCCUUAUCCGGUCCCACCCGAGUGAAUAUCUUGAAACAGGCUUCCUUCCUCAAUUACCGUGGCUUGUUCUCGGCCUGGGCUGCUGGCUUUUUUUAAGACAAAAGAGCUUUUGAGAAACUCACUUUCUGUGGGUUUCAAAAAGCUGAAUGUAUCUUUCCUUAGAAGGAGAUUUUGAGUCCUACCCACCUAGGCCAGUGUCCUUCUGUGUGGUUCUUUUUAAAAAGGUCACUUAAACACAUGGGUUUUGUGUGUUAAUUUCAUGUGUUAAUUUUGUUUUUAUUUUAAAUCUGAGUCUCAAUGGAAGUGCAGGAGCCAUUGCCUCAGGACAGUUCCUCAAGCUAACACAGCUUGAUAGAAAAGAACCAUGCUAGAAUGUCUGUUACAUACUUCAUUAUCUAUGGGUCGUUCACACAAAUGGCCCUACUCUGCAAAUUGUUACAUGAUUAAUCCAAGGCCCUGAUUCCACUGAAAUUAAUACAGAGCUCCCAUUGAUUCAAUGGGUGCAGGUCCGGACCAUCAUAGAAAAGCCCUUACAAAGUAUGGUCCAUUUUAUCAGUAUUUAUUUAAAGAGGCCUUUGAUUUUGGGAUCCUCUUGUGGAGUAAUGGUGGAUCCUAAAAAUCUGUCACUUUUUUUUUGUGUGAGACAUUAUUACUUGUACGCAGAGCAUCUUUAAAUAAUGUGGCAGGGUUGGUUUCAAUAUUUCCAAGGGGUGCUUGUCCACAAAAUACAGUGUAGGAUUUUAGUCCAUUAAUUUCAGCCUUUCUUAAAAGAAAACUACAGUUUAUAUUUAUAAUUUUAUCCUCCAUCUAGUUGCUUAAAGAUCAAGACAGACCGUUUCCAGCUUGCUAGAAUAGAUGCAGUCCUACUCCUUUAAAGUCAGUGAGAGCAGGAUUGGGCCCAUACCGCCUGAUCCAAAGUCCACUGAAGUCAAUGGGAGUCUUUCCACUAACUCUGCUGGGCUUUGGAUCAGACACCUGGUUUGUGCAUCUCCAUGUGCACUUAGCUGGGGAGGCUGGAGACGCGAGUUGAUGGAAUGUUGAUGACUCUGUUGGAAUGUUUUACUACUUUAACAUCAUGAACAGUGUUUUUAUUAUUUACUAGAAAAACUUGGGUAAAAAAAAAGGGUACUGUAUACACCUGCGCUUCAAACAGCAGAAGUUCCCAGCCCUUCGUGCAUUCAGAGGGCAAAUUUACACUUCCUUUGACACAGCUAAUGCCAAGUGAGAAGUAUCAGUAAAACAGCGGCUCUGGUGGAGACACCAGAACCAUGGAUGGAGUCAAAGAUCUCCACAUGUUUGGAGACACUAAAACAAGAAAAGAUUUUAUUAAAAAAUCUCUCUUUUGGCCAUUGUUUUGCAUCUUCCUUUCUGAUCUAACAUUCUCUAAGGAAUUGAAGCUACUCCCUGCACUUUGCGAGAAGGUGAAGGCAUGUACAAAUUCUUCCAGAAUGUGAAUGUCUCUCACCUUACUGCCCUCCUGUAAGCUAAAAUGGGGCUCAGCUGUGGGGGCCCUGUGGCUGGUGAAGUAAUUGCACUGCUUGUUGCACUUCCUUGUGACAAGAAGGGGUGGGAUUAGGGAUUUCAUUUAGUAGCUGAAUGACUGAAUCUGCCAAAGAUGCCACAGGACUUUAAACCAACUCUAACUCUGUAGAUUUCUAGAUGGGGUGAAAAAAAUGUAUUAAAGGUCUUUGGGGGGGUGGUUAGUGACUACAGACAUCAGUAAACAAAUGAAGGAAAAGUGCCAAAAGAGUGGAUUGUGCAAAAGAUGAUUGUAUAACACUGUCCUAUAUUGUCAGUAUUUUUUCUUCAAAUGGUAUUGUACAUGCAGUAUGGAUUAGUCUUGAAGUACAGCUUAAUCAAGUGCUUCUUUGUCUUUUGUCAAUGAAAGCAAAGGGGAGAUAGAUGCCUUAAAGACUAUAACUGAUUUUAAAACCAGGCCUUUAGCCAUGCAUCAAGGAGAUAGCCCUGCAGUGCUCUCUGCUGGACUUUCCAGACCUCUUUGCCAUCUUCUAGCUUUCAAGUGAAAGGUUGAUAAGGAGCCUGUCCUGUGCAGUGGGAAAAUAUUUCAUCAAAACCAAUCCUUUCUGAUUUUUAAAGGGGACGAGAGAUGAAAACUAAAGACCAUUCCUUGUUCAACUUUUGCAUGUGGACAUGAAGGUCCAGCAAGUCACUUAUCGAGCUCUAUGGGAUCUUUGGUAGAUCUUCACAAUGAGCUCAAAACUGUGCCAUGUCUGCUGAUUGAACUGUAGCUCAGAAACCGGAACAGUCUCUCUCCAUGUUGUACAUGAGUUUGAUGUAAACUGUUUUCUUCCCCUUAUCUCUAAAACACUGCAACGCAUCAAAGAGAUAGAGAAUUAGCUAUUCACUAUGCAAAGAAAAAAUCGUUUAACUGAUGGGAUCAUGUGUAUGCCUGGUUUUCUGGUGUUUACUGUCAAAUUGUUUAAAACAAAUAUAGAUGUUGCUACAUUUUUUCCAAUAUGCUUUAAAUUAUGGUGCUUUGGUGUAUCCUCAACUUGCUGUUCAAAAACCAGUGCAGUAAAAGACAAAAGGUCAUUUAGGGCCUCAGCUGAACCACUGGCUUCAUCAGAAAAUUAUAAAACACAUCAGAGUUUACUGAGAGCUUAUUUACUUGCAUGUGUAUAAUGUGUGGGUAAAAUAACAUGUGGGGACAUGGUUC
Molecule: messenger RNA, 7444 nt
Organism: Gopherus flavomarginatus (Mexican gopher tortoise)
Lineage: Eukaryota; Metazoa; Chordata; Testudines; Testudinidae
Gene: RNF169
Product: ring finger protein 169
Exons: 6
Coding region: 16-1959 (647 amino acids)
Biological process (GO): double-strand break repair
Cellular component (GO): site of double-strand break; nucleus
Molecular function (GO): ubiquitin-protein transferase activity; metal ion binding; nucleosome binding
Source: RefSeq, a predicted model, not a curated record